This is a messenger RNA of Cuscuta epithymum, 1401 nucleotides long. The record is from the annotation of a GenBank genome assembly. Lineage: Eukaryota; Viridiplantae; Streptophyta; Magnoliopsida; Solanales; Convolvulaceae.
UGGUCCCAUACCAGUACGGCGGUAAGUUGUUACAGUCCACUUCGCCUGCCGCUGACCAUACCCCUGGUCGGCGUCUGUGGUCCAUAAAUCUUCUAUCCGUUUGAUGUUGCUCGCCACUACUUUUUUGAGAGCGUUCACAUCUCCUUUGCUCCGAUGGCUACAAGAGAAGCUAAAAAGACGGUCUUGAAGUUCGAAUCGGAGGAUGACGUGGCGGUGGCUCUUGCAAAAUACACCGCCGACUUGUCGGAGAAGUUUAUCCGGCAGAAAAACUCUUUCACUGUUGUCCUCUCCGGUGGCAGUCUCAUCGACACUAUGAGGAAACUGGUGGAUGAUCCAUACAAGGAAUCAGUGAAUUGGUCCAAAUGGUUGAUCUUUUGGGUUGAUGAGAGGGUGGUUCCUCUAGAUCACCCUGACAGCAAUUAUCUUCUUGCCUUCAAUGGUUUUCUUUCCAAGGUUCCAAUUCCCUCGAAAAACAUAUUCGCAAUAAAUGACAAGAAAUCACCUGAAGGAGCUGCAGAUGAUUAUGAAACUCGCCUCAGGCAGCUUGUGGAGUCUAAAGUUUUGCCUGUCUCUCCCACCGGAUUUCCUCAAUUUGAUCUAAUGCUGCUAGGCAUGGGCCCAGACGGACAUGUGGCGUCUCUAUUCCCAAAUCAUCCUCAGCGUCAUGAGAAGGAACGUUGGGUAACUUUCAUCACGGACUCACCGAAACCGCCACCCCCAAGGAUCACCUUCACAUUCCCGGUGAUCAACUCCGCUUCUGAGAACGCAAUGGUGAUUACCGGUGGUGAGUUGGCUUACAUGGUGAAUAUUGCUUUGGGUGAUGGGGUGUCCCCUGAUGGGGUACCCCCACCUUGCACUGAGGUUUCUGCCGAGGAUGAGUUGACCUGGUUCUUGGAUAAGGAUGCAGCUUCUAAACUGAGAUGAACCUAGCUUAUGAUCUCGGUUCUAAGAACCAACUAAGGCAAUUAGACUAAUAGUUAUGAUGAUAAUAAUAAGAAAUACUUUAUUGCCGGUCAUCUUGUUGGUAACUGGAUCCUGAAAAAUGAAUAAAAUGUGCAAUGCGUUACAUGGCCUGACCUCCUCACUUUUGCAGACAUUGAUUAGGAUUUGAGUUUUAUACUGCGCCUCUCUGAAAUCAAGGAUCCAUCAACUUGAAAAUAAAUUUCAACUGUAAUUAAAGCGGUCCAGCCCAACUGGUCGCCGACUCACUCUCCCUUACGGGAGGUCUCGGGUUCGAAACUCAAUGGACCGAGUUUCAGCCUAGAUUACCCCAGCCCCCAGCCCAGACUCCCCCCCUGGAGUAAAAAAAUGUAACUUUGAUUAAGCUGGAUUAUAUACUUGAAAUAUUACAAAUAGUAUGAAAAACUUGUAUAUGAAAAGCAUUAGUAUUUUUAAUUCUUU